This is a messenger RNA of Durusdinium trenchii, 1128 nucleotides long. The record is from the annotation of a GenBank genome assembly. NCBI's taxonomy places the organism in Eukaryota, Dinophyceae, Suessiales, Symbiodiniaceae.
AUGGCAGGCAGUUCCACGUGGUCCGCUGGGCUGCUUGGACCGUGCUACAGAGAUUGCGGUCAGUUGGGUGAGUUCUACUUUGUCACGCACUGUUGUGGGGCUCAUACUGAUGAAGGCCUCCUCAGUCGUGUAGUGCUUUGUCAAAGGUGCAUUCAGGAAGGAUGCCCCUUUUGUGGUCAUCCUAUUUCGGAACGUGAUGUCAGAAGCGUGACGGACAAGCUUCCGACACUUGUGACAGAAUCGGGCUGCUAUGAAGGUAACCCGAAUGAGUCUGCAGUGGACUCCGAGAACCGCAUGUGGUUGGCGGGUUCGAGAUACCCUUUGUUGCCGCAGAGCAAUAUUUGGCUCACCGAUGAGAUCCUUGAUUUGUGCUGUACUUCAUGCGGCAAGACGUUCACCACGCUGCAUUAUGUACAUGACUAUGAUCAAGAUCCUGUUCAUGGCAUACAUGAUGGUGGACAACCCUUUGUCCACAAUGAUAUCACAAUUGAUCCAACAGUUGAAGAAUUUCCAAUGCCUCCCAAAAGCUGUGACUGUGGAGGAUGGUUGCAGUCUGAGGGUUUGGACAUCAGGAAAAUCAUUUGGGAGAGAUUCCAAGAAGUGCAAGACACCCUGCUUCAGCAAAGGGUGAAACAGGUGUGCUGUGAGCCAUCUUGGUACUUGACCCGCAUUGCUAGUGAGCUGAAGACCACAGAUUCAGUGCAACAGCUUCUUGAGUUUCCUGAGCUUUUCCAAGUCUUGAAUGCGAUGCUGCCGACAUUUCCCUACACAGAAUGGGCAGAAAGGUUUCACUGCGAUGGAAUAAGCGUGGGAGAUGCCUUCCUCUCUGUCGCCAAGAUUUUGUGCGCAGUGGCAGCAUUUUGCAUGCACGACAUAUAUACAGGGGAGCUCAAUGAUUCGAACGUGGAGAUUCUGUUGGGAAGCCGCAGCAUUGUGGAGUGGGACCCAAAGUACGCUGAGAGUGUUUUUGGAAAGCUGGUUUUUGCGAUGAACCUUCCAAAUAGCUAUCUUGAGAAAGUCUUGGAUGGCUGGUUGAUUGAACGACAAGACCACUUGUUUAAGCCAGCCUUCAAUUUGUUCAAAGUGCUAGGCUACCGGAUGUACACGUGGGAAGCUCCUGCAAACUAG